UCAAAUGUCCUCAUACUGUUAACUCUUUCAUCUGAAGUCGUUGUUGAGCCGCGUUUGGCCGUGGCGUCUGCUCCCUGCCAGUAAACUGGAAGGCUGCUCUGUCAGCCCUGCUCUUGUAGCUGACUAGCCCGGGGGGAGGAGUGGGAGAUGCUGCCGGCCGAGAAGAGGAAGGCGGUCUCCGCGCCGCCUUCUCCGCAGAGGGCGAAGGCCGCCCGGACGGACGAGCAGACGAGCCCACUGUCUGACCCCGGCGGGGUGGACCGCCCUGCAGCUGCACGGCAGGUGGCCCCCUGCCACCGGGAGGAUGGAGAGGAGGAGGAGGGGGAGGCUGGCCAGUGUCCCGGAGCUGAGCACCAGCCAGCGGAGCUGACAUCCCCAGAGGACAGUGAAGCCCACAGGCAGGCAGGCACAUCCACCCCUGACAGCUGGGAGGGGACACCUCCUGCAAUCGCAGGUCCCUCCGGGAACGCGGCUUCCCCGAAACUAGAGAGCCAGCUGACUGCCCAGGGCAGCCCUGAGCUGGAUGCGAGUCAGGGGCUGAGAGAAGGACCGCCCACCCCACAGGGAGCUGCUGCCAGCGACAACGAGAAGGACGAAGGCGAGAGGGAGCUGAUCAUCACAAUCGAGGAGGGAGGGAGCGAGAUGAGAAGGCCGAGGAGGAAGAAGGGUGUGAAGCGGGGGAGGAAGACGAAGGAAACCAAGAGCUCGGAGGCGGCUGAUCCCGAGUGUGACAUUCAGCUGGACGACAGCUUUGAACGGGCACUGGAGGAUGGAGCAAAGCAGCACAACCUAACUGCCGUCAAUGUGCGGAACAUCCUGCACGAGGUGAUCACCAAUGAACACGUAGUGGCGAUGAUGAAGGCAGCGAUAAACGACACCGAGCAGCAGCACAUGUUUGAGCCCAAGAUGACUCGCUCCAAGCUGAAGGAGGUUGUGGAGAAGGGAGUGGUUCCUCCGACAUGGAAUAUAUCCCCAAUGAAGAAGGAGAAAGAAUCCAAGGCUCCCCUAUUUAUCGACAUCCCUCUGGAGGAGGAAGACUCGUCUGAUGAAGAAUACAAACCCGAGGAAGAGGAGGAAGAUGAGACCGCGGAAGAGAGCUUCCUGGAGAGCGACAAUGAGAGUGCGAUCUGCUCUCCCUCCACUGGCCGUCGACCGAAGUUGGCCCAGGAUGUGCCCGAGGUCCCGGAGGUGGUUGAGGCUGCCUCUUCGGUUGAGCAGCCACAGGAAGAGGAGAAGGCGGAGGAGAGCAGCCCAGCUGUGAGACACCUCAGUGUGGAGGUGAUGCCCAUGGGGCCGCCCCCGCUGCCGCCCACGGCCAAGCUCGCAGCCAGCAAGGACACCAGCUUCAUGAAGAAGCUUUACACCGUGGAUGAGGAGCUGGCAUUGAACGAGGCCUGCUUGGAUUCCUAUCAGAGCUUCGACGAGUCACUGAUCGCGUCCCGCACCCGCUCGAAAUGGCCACUCACCAACGUGUCGCUGGGGCUGCUGGAGGCAGAGCUGAAAGCGCCGGACAUCACGGCGGACAUGUACGAACCGGGCGCACAGGAGGACGUGUACUGGCAGAGCUGGAUGAAGGCCGUGAUGAAUGACCUAGAUUUCGAAGAUGAUGAGGAUGAUCCCGAAUACAACUUCUUGGAAGACCUAGACGAGCCGGACAUGGAGGACUUCCGGAAUGACCGGGCCGUGCAGAUCACCAAGAAGGAAGUGAACGAACUGAUGGAGGAGCUCUUUGAGACGUUUCAGGAUGAGAUGGGAGUGCCAGACGUGGAGGAGGAAGUACCAGAAGACGACGUAAAGGAGCAGGUUCUCAGUACCUUCAAUACACCCCAGGCACUGCGGUUUGAGGAGCCGCUGGUGAACAUCCUGACGGAGCAGCACCGUACGGUGAAGGCACAGAUCGAGCAGCUGCGGCAACGCAAGGCUAAGCGGCAGGCUACGGCCACCGAGGCCAAAGCGGCGGCCGGCGGCAGCCAGGAUCCCGAGACCCUGAGUCUGGACCCAGCACAGAAACUUCAGCUGCAGCAGCAAAUGCAGCAGCACAUCCAGCUUCUGUGCCAGGUCCAUCUUCUGACCAGCAUCUGUGAGGGCCUCCGACAAGAGGCGGAUAUGACCAAACUGUUCUUGAACGAGCUGGCCAGCUUUGCGGAGAAGGCCAGUGAGAUUCACUCGGCCCAGGUCCCGGGCUUUCAAUCCUCCUUCUCAGCCUGCAAUCUGAAGGAGGCCCUGUCACUGGUGGAGGAGUUUGAGCAACACGUUAGGCUGCACGUGGAGACUCCGCCACCCAAGGAAGAGGCAAAGAUCAACAGGAAGUGUGACGAGUCCAGCUACUUGCCGAGAGAGCUGGCGUGGAUCCUGGCCACCCGUGGCAUCUUCAUGUACCCAGAGCUACUGCCUCACGUCGCGCUCCAGCCCAGGCAGCCCAAGGACAAAGCCUCCUUCACCAAGGGCGAGGACAACUUGCUGGCCCUGGGUCUGAAGCACUUUGAGGAUACAGACUUCCCCAAGCCACUCAUCAGUCAGUACCUGAUGCCCCCGAAGACCUACCACCAGCUAACUGUCCACAUCAAGAACCUCAGUGUGAGCCGGGCGCCAGACAACGUCGUUAAGCUGUUCAGGAAGAGGAAGGUGCUACCACCCAUGCCCAGCCGGAUUACAGCUGUGCCCCCGGGGGACAUGUGCCCACCCAUCCAGCGAGGGAGUGGUCGGCUGCCCUACUGGCUUCAGAAGAGCCUGCCAGUGAUUCGGAAAUGGAUGGAGCAGAGAGGGGCAGGAGGGAGCCAGGAAGGGGCAGGCGGCAGCCAGGAAGGGGUAGGGGCAGGAGGGAGUCUGGAAGGGGCCGGCGGAAGCCAGGAAGUGGUGGAGGGGAACCAGGAAGGGCUGGACUGGAGCAGUGGUUUCCCACUCCUUAUCCCUGCGGGACUGCUCCUGCAGCUGAGACCUAGGAUUACCCACCUGUCCCGACAGGACCUUCGCCGGCGGAGACACCGUACUCCGGUUGUCAAACCCCCUGUCCCCAUCCACCCAGCACCAGCCAAGGCCUCACCCAGGCAGGCAGGACCCUUCCUCCCAGCCAGGCAGCAGGCCAUCCGUCCCCGCCCUCGCCUCAUCCAGCCGGCUCCAGCACCCUCUUCCACCCUGCACCCGGCUCAGCCUGCCCUACCGCCUUCCUCCUCUUUGCCCUCCUCCUCCUCCCGCAGGAGGCCCUGGGGAAGGCGAGCUUCUGCCCUGGUCACCCGACCGCCUCCUCCCAUCCCUCGGGCCCCUGUCCUCCUGGCUGUCCCCGCUGGUGUGAAGCUGCUGAGUCUGGGGGCAGGCUGCAACGUGAUUCAGUCCUCAGUCACCGCUGGAUACCCGGGGCAGACCCUGCAGGUGGCCACGGUAGUGGUGGGGCCGGCUGCCUUCCCUUGCGGCUUGAACCAUCCCCCUGCCCCGCCAGUCGCCAGCCCCCAGACCACCGAGGCCCUGGACCCCAGUAGGGUGUUUGAGGGUCCAUGGGGGUCUCCUGUGUCCUCCACACCACCUGCUCCGAGCUCCCUCCCCGAGGAGCAAACAGAGGGCCCCUCGGCGAGCUCCCCCCAUGAGGGAGAGGAGAAACCCAGAGCAGAGAGCCCACCCCGGCCUGCUCCCUCUUUUGGACAGACAGAGGGACAGCCACUUAUCCUGGAUCUGGGCCAGGAGCUGGACGUGGGAGCACCACCAGAUAAUGCAACCAUGGAGUGCCCCGGUGAGGGGGGGCAGCCUUUUGCCAGCCCCCCCGAGUUGGGCAAGGCUGAGGAGGAGGAGAUGGAGGAGGAUGAGGAAGUGGGGAGGGGGGAGGAGGAGGAUGAAGGAGAGGAUGGGGGGGAGGAGGAGGAGGAGCGGCUCCCAGAGAAAUCCGAUGACACGCUGAGUGCCGGGGAGUCCUCGGUCAACCUGCAGGAUGGGAAGAGCCAGUCGGAGAAGGCGACGAAAGUGGGGCUGGAGGAGGAGGAGGAUGACGAUUUCGAUGACCUCACCCAGGAUGAGGAAGAUGAAGAAGUCUUGUCCUCGGCUUCUGAAGAGUCGGCUCUCUCUGUCCCAGAGCUACAGGAGACGAUGGAGAAGCUGACCUGGCUGGCUUCCAAGCAGCACCAGGACCAGGAGGGUGACUCAGAGGAAGAGAACUCGCAGGAAGAGAACACAGAGCCCGAGGAGGAGGAGGAGGAAGAGGAGAGCGAGGGGCUGGAGCUGCUGCAGAAGGAGGGCGACCAGGCGGCGGGAGAGGCAGCCUUGAGUGAGAGCAAUGGGUCCCCGUUGUCUUCGGCCGGCCAUGAUGUCCACCCGAGCAGCCGGCUGCCAGGUCAGGGAGCGAAGCUGCCGGGCAGGGGCAGGGCCGGGUGCCGGUCCCGGGCGAGGAGGGGACGCAGGAGAGUCAGCAAGGACUCCUCCAAGCUGCUGCUGCUGUACGAUGAGGACAUCCUCAGCAACGACCCGCUUCGCCAGCAGAAGGACAUGGCCUUUGCUCAGGCCUACCUGACCAAGGUGAGAGAAGCCCUCCAAGAUGUUCCCGGCAAGUAUGAGGAAUUCCUGCGGAUCCUGUACGAUUUUGAGACCAACUGGGACCAGCGGACGGUGGUCGAUCUCUACGGGGACCUGUGCGAGAUCAUCCAGGACUGGCCACAGUUGCUCAAGGACUUUGCUGCCUUCCUGCUCCCCGAGCAGGCUCUUCAGUGUGGGCUGUUCGAGGAGCAGCAGGCGUUCGACAAGAGCCGCAAGUUUCUCCGGCAGCUGGAGAUCUGCUUCGCUGAGAACCCCUCGCAGCUGCAGAAGGUCAUCAAGGCGCUUCAGAACUGCGCAGUGUGCUCGCCACCGGACGUGGCCGAGUUGAAGGUGCAGGUCUGGCAGCUCCUGAAGGGCCAUCACCACCUGCAGGAUGAGUUCUCGCUCUUCUUUGAUCAGCUGCGGCCCCCUGCCAGUCGGAUGAAUGACUUUGAGGAGGUCAACUGGACCGAGGACAAGGAGUACGAGUUCGAUGGGUUCGAAGAGGUUGUGCUCCCGGAUCUGGAGGAGGAAGAGGAGCUGCAGAAAAUGGCCCCACCUCCCAGGAGCAAGCGGCGGAGGGAGGGGCACUCACAUGAGAAGGCUCUGGAACACAAGGCGAAGGGCAAAGACUCAGUGAACACCAGUGUUCCAGAUGACUGGAGCCCCCAGCCCGGACUGAAGGAUUCUGGAAAAGUUGGCGACGCUGUGGAGGAAGACCAAGAAAGGAGGGAGGAGAUGCGAGUGGCCGGCAGCGGGGAGCAGCAGUCGGUACCCACUACAGGUUGGAGCUGGGAGCCAUCCAACAGUGAGGAGGGGCGGUCCCCUGAGGAGACCAGUGAAGGCGAGGAGGGCCCUUUCGAGGGCUCACCCCUUUUGCCGAGAGAAAAAGAACUGUCCUCGGCCUCGGGCAGUCGUGCCUCGGUGAAGUUUGCCUCAGCUGGGGCCCGGCUACGAUAUAGGAACUGCCAGGAGAUGGCCCUGGCGCACAAGGCCCUGCAGGACGGUUGCUCGCAGGGGCUCGGUGAGACGGAGGGGCCGGCGCCCGCAUCUGCAUCCGUCUGUGCCAAGAACACUUGCGUCAACUCCAUCGGUGAGCGUGUGGUGCUGUGGACCAGGGAGGCAGAUCGAGCGAUCCUCACCGCCUGCCAGGAGAAAGGGGCCAACCAGGAAACCUUCAGCUUGGUGGCACAGCAGCUGAUCGGCAAGUCAGCCCAGGAGGUGUCGCAGCGGUUCCGGGAGCUGAUGCGUUUGUUCCACACCUCGGGCGAUACCAGCACAGACGAGGAGGAUGACAGCCUGGCGAACAGUAACCCUGAACAGCAGCAAGCAGACUGGCUGAUCUCAGACGAAGAUCAGGACUGAGCCAGUGGCUCUGCAUUGUUGUUUGGGAGGGUGGAGGAGGUUUCCUGGACUGUUGGACGAAGCGUAUUUCCCAGGGAAUCCAAGCAUAUUUAAUUCUCUUUUGUGCUGUUGUGUCCCUCCUGAGGAUCUCCAAUCCCACUAACCGCCCAGACUGGUCCGUGUUGGAGAGGCUGGGCUGGGUAGGAUGGCGAAGGCCACAGCAUUUCAGCUGUCUUGUGCACCACACGUUGCUUUGUGGGAUGUUCCUCUCCCUGGAACAUCUCAAAUCACGGUUUGCCCAGUCUGCAACCAAGUCAGGUGCUGUCAGUGUUCCCAGGUAAAGGGAAAAAGCACACAUGUGAAGUCUGGGCUUUGACAGACUGUGGCAAGUGUAAUGUUCAAUCAGUUUGUUAAGGCUACCUGUACUGGACAGUCUGGCACUGACUAGUGCAGAUGCUGGAGAGGAUGGAGCCAGUUACACCCUUGGUGAAUCAGGCACACUGGGUCUUGUUUGGUUAUCACCACCUCUUGUCAGCCAAGUGUCUCCUGUAAAUAUGUAUGUGAAGUGUAUCCUUUGUACAAUUUUAAGUUAUAGUGACUGUACAUACAUCAAAACUAGUAGUGCACAACUCCUAUGUAAUUCAAUAAAUCUUUUUCCCUCUGUAGGGUUUCUGCUCUCAAUGGUGUGCCAGCUCUAGGACAGGUUAUACACAGAAAAGCUCCCUCUGCCAAGUACAGGGAGUUGACACAAUGAUUGAUGCUGUCACCAGUUAAUCCAUCCAGUCAAACCCAGUUUAUCCCGCACGUCCCACCAGAGGAUACUGUCCUACAGUGGUCUGUA
Molecule: messenger RNA, 6682 nt
Organism: Mobula hypostoma (lesser devil ray)
Lineage: Eukaryota; Metazoa; Chordata; Chondrichthyes; Myliobatiformes; Myliobatidae
Product: GON-4-like protein
Exons: 31
Coding region: 148-5862 (1904 amino acids)
Biological process (GO): regulation of DNA-templated transcription
Cellular component (GO): nucleus
Molecular function (GO): transcription coregulator activity
Source: RefSeq, a predicted model, not a curated record